Messenger RNA from Racocetra fulgida, 612 nucleotides. The record is from the annotation of a GenBank genome assembly. Lineage: Eukaryota; Fungi; Glomeromycota; Glomeromycetes; Diversisporales; Gigasporaceae.
AUGCCGAUGCAGGAGAUUGAUACAAUAGGUGAAGAUAUGUACACUCAAGAAACGUCUUUGUCUAUGGGUCAUAUCACGCGAAGUAAUACUUCUAUAACUCAUGAAAUGUUUAAUAUGACAAGUUUUGAUGCGUCAAAUCCAUCAUUAAAUUAUGAGGAAUUAACUACAAAUGAUGAUAAAAAAUUCCAGAAUGACAUUUAUUUUAAAGAUAAUAUAGAAAAAUUUACUCAUUUCACACCCUCAGUUGAUGAAGAUGCUACAGCUAGUCAGUUGUUAGAAUUAUUAAGGGAAAAAACUUGUUCUACAAUUGUUGAUGAUGAUUUAUUUUCCACCCAACUUACUACUGGUAACCAAUACCAAAAAGAAUAUACGACAAAUACCAGCAGUCAAGGCUCAAAUGCUGCUAUUUCCGAAGAUCAUUUACCUCAGAGUUCAAAAGAAUAUUUGGGAGGGCAUUACGUAGAAAAAGUAUUGAUUUGGUCUGCAGCUCAGGGAUGGGAGGCGAAGCAGCGUGCACCUUGGCAUUGGAUUCAUACUAUUGAAACAGGAUUGGAUAUUUUGGUUCAUAUGGUAUUUGUUAUGUGGCAUGUAAAGGUUUUAAAUAAUUUGUGA